This is a messenger RNA of Petromyzon marinus (sea lamprey), 4818 nucleotides long. NCBI's taxonomy places the organism in Eukaryota, Metazoa, Chordata, Hyperoartia, Petromyzontiformes, Petromyzontidae. The record is from RefSeq and is a predicted model, not a curated record.
AGCGCGCCCACGGCCCCUGCGCACCUGUCGGGCCCGCCGGGGCCUGGCGGUGGGGCCCAGCAAGGCCCCUCCACUACCGCUGGGCCCCCAGGGGCCCGUGCCGCACCAAGGCGGCGGCGGAGGUGGUGGCGCCGCGCCGCUUCAGUCGAAGCAGACCAAGAUGGUGCCGGUGCAGAAGCCUCGUGCUGACCCCGUGGAGAUCCUGCAGGAGAGAGAGUACAGGCUGCAGGCUCGGAUUACACAUCGUAUUCAGGAGCUUGAAGGACUCACGGCCGCGCUGCCCUUUGAUCUUCGUACCAAGGCCACCGUGGAACUCAAGGCCCUUCGUCUGUUAAACUUCCAGCGCCAGCUCCGGCAGGAGGUGGUCGCGUGCAUGCGACGCGACUCCACCCUGGAUACGGCCCUCAACGCCAAGGCGUACAAGCGCAGCAAGCGGCAGUCCCUGCGUGAAGCGCGCAUCACCGAGAAGCUGGAGAAGCAACAGAAGAUCGAGCAGGAGAAGAAGCGACGGCAGAAGCAUCAGGAGUACCUGACCAGCAUCUUGCAGCAUGCCAAGGACUUCAAGGAAUACCACCGCUCCAUGGCGGCCAAAGUGCAGAAGCUGACCAAGGCGGUGUCCACGUACCACGCCAACACGGAGCGUGAGCAGAAGAAGGAGAACGAGCGCAUCGAGAAGGAGCGCAUGCGGCGCCUCAUGGCCGAGGAUGAGGAGGGCUACCGGAAGUUAAUUGACCAGAAGAAGGACAAGCGGCUUGCGUACCUGCUGCAGCAGACGGACGAGUACAUCGGUAACCUCACGGACCUGGUGUGCGAGCACAAAGCCACGCAGGCAGCCAAGGACCGCGAGAAGAAGAAGAAAAAGAAGAAGAAGGCGGCAGAGAAGGCGGACGGAGGAGCGGUGGGCCCCGAUGGAGAGCCGCUGGAUGAGAGCAGCCAGAUGAGCGAGCUGCCGGUGCGCGUGAUCCACGUGGAAUCGGGGCGGAUCCUGUCGGGAGAGGACGCCCCCCGGGCCAAUCAGCUGGACGCCUGGCUCGAGAUGAACCCAGGAUACGAGGUGGCGCUGCGAUCCGACAGCGAGGAGAGCGGCUCAGAAGACGAGGAAGAGGAUGAUGAGGAGGAGGACGACAAAGAGGACGAGGUGCCCCACCAGCCGCCAUCUUCCACCGAGGAACGCAAGAAAAUCACGAACCCCGACGAGGUUCCGGAGCACGUGGCCAAGGACAUUAUUUUGAGCGCCAAGCAGGACGUGGAUGAUGAGUACAAGAUCAAGGAAGGCAUGGACCUGAUCGGCUCCUCCUCCUACUACGCCAUGGCUCACGCCAUCACCGAGUCCGUGGAUCGCCAGUCGUCGCUCAUGAUCAACGGCUCCCUCAAGAUGUACCAGGUGCAAGGCCUCGAGUGGAUGGUGUCGCUCUACAACAACAACCUCAACGGCAUUCUGGCGGACGAGAUGGGGCUCGGCAAGACCAUCCAGACCAUCGGGCUCAUCACCUACCUCAUGGAGAACAAGCGUCUCAACGGGCCCUACCUCAUCAUCGUGCCGCUCUCGACCUUGUCCAACUGGGUGAUUGAGUUUGACAAAUGGGCACCCUCCGUGGUGAAGAUCUCCUACAAGGGCUCCCCGGCUGCUCGACGUGCUUUCAUGGUGCAGCUGCGUAGCGGGAAGUUCAAUGUUCUUCUCACGACUUACGAGUACAUCAUCAAGGACAAACACGUGCUGGCCAAGAUCCGAUGGAAAUACAUGAUCGUGGACGAGGGACAUCGCAUGAAAAACCACCACUGCAAGCUCACCCAGGUGCUCAACUCGCACUACAUCGCGCCGCGCCGCCUGCUGCUCACCGGCACGCCGCUGCAGAACAAGCUGCCCGAGCUGUGGGCCUUGCUCAACUUCCUGCUGCCUACCAUCUUCAAGAGUUGCAGCACCUUCGAGCAGUGGUUCAACGCGCCCUUCGCCAUGACCGGAGAGAAGGUGGGUGCGUGCGUGCAUGUUCAGGUCGACCUGAACGAGGAGGAGACCAUCCUCAUCAUCCGCCGAUUGCACAAGGUGCUUCGCCCCUUCCUGCUGCGCCGCCUUAAGAAGGAGGUGGAGGCGCAGCUGCCUGAGAAGGUCGAGUACGUGAUCAAGUGCGACAUGUCAGCGCUUCAGAAGGUGCUCUACCGCCACAUGCAGGCCAAGGGGGUGCUGCUCACUGACGGCUCCGAGAAGGACAAGAAGGGAAAGGGAGGCACCAAGACACUCAUGAAUACCAUCAUGCAGCUGCGCAAGAUCUGCAACCACGUGUACAUGUUCCAGCACAUCGAGGAGUCAUUUUCCGAGCACCUCGGCUUCAGUGGAGGCAUCAUCCAAGGAGCCGAACUCUACCGCGCGUCGGGAAAGUUCGAGGUGCUGGACCGCAUCCUGCCCAAGCUGCGAGCCACCAACCACCGCGUGCUGCUCUUCUGCCAGAUGACGGCGCUCAUGACCAUCAUGGAGGACUACUUCGCCUUCCGCAGCUUCCGCUACCUCCGGCUGGAUGGAACUACAAAAGCGGAUGAGCGGGGAGACCUCCUCAAGAUGUUCAACGAGCCCGACUCACCCUACUUCAUCUUCCUGCUGAGCACCCGCGCCGGAGGCCUCGGACUCAACCUCCAGGCCGCCGACACCGUUGUCAUCUUUGACUCGGACUGGAACCCCCACCAGGACCUGCAGGCGCAGGAUCGCGCCCACCGCAUCGGCCAGCAGAACGAGGUGCGCGUGCUGCGGCUCUGCACCGUCAACAGCGUGGAGGAGAAGAUCCUGGCGGCCGCCAAGUACAAGCUCAACGUGGACCAGAAGGUCAUCCAGGCCGGGAUGUUCGACCAGAAGUCGUCGAGCCACGAGCGGCGCAUCUUCCUGCAGGCUAUCCUGGAGCACGAGGAGCAGGACGAGGAUGAGGACGAGGUGCCCGACGAUGAGACGGUGAACCAGAUGAUCGCCCGCAACGAGGAUGAGUUCGAUCUUUUCAUGCGCAUGGACCUCGACCGGCGGCGCGAGGAGGCGCGUAACCCCCGUCGCAAGCCGCGCCUCAUGGAGGAGGACGAGCUGCCCGGGUGGAUCCUGAAGGACGACGCCGAGGUGGAGCGUCUGACGUGCGAGGAGGAGGAGGAGAAGAUAUUUGGCAGAGGCACCCGGCACCGCAAGGACGUGGACUACAGCGAUUCGCUCACCGAGAAGCAGUGGCUUCGGGCCAUUGAAGACGGCAACCUGGAGGAGAUGGAGGAGGUGGUGCGAGCGAAACGCGCACGCAAGCGGAAGGCGUCGCCCAGCUCGGUGGGGAUGGAGCCGGAGGUGAUCGAGGAGCCACCCCCCCCGCCGGUCAAGGAGAGGCACAAGAAGAAGAGGGGCCGCCCCCCCGCGGCUGACAAGCCAGUGCCCAACCCGCCGUCCCUGCUCAACAAGAUGAGGAAAGUCCUGGACGCAGUGCUCAAGUACAAGGACGGGUCUGGCCGGCAGCUCAGUCAAGUCUUCGUGCAGCUGCCGUCACGCAAAGAGCUGCCCGAGUACUACGAGCUUAUUCGAAAGCCUGUCGACUUUAAGAAAAUCAAGGAGAGGAUUCGAAUCCACAAGUAUCGCAGUCUGGAUGACCUGGAGAAGGACGUGAUGCUGCUGUGUCAGAACGCGCAGAUCUACAACCUCGAGGGGUCUCUGAUCUACGAAGACUCCAUCGUCCUGCAGUCCGUGUUCACGAGCACGAGAGAGAAGGUGGAGAAGGAGCCAAGCUGCGAUGACGUGAGUGACGAUGAUGAAGAUGAUGACGGCUCUGAGUCCGAGUCCCACUCGGUGAAGGUGAAGAUCAAGCUCGGAAAGAAGAAGGAGAAAGGGAAGGAGAGGGAACGGUCUCGCGUGGGCCGGCGGCGGUCGGGCCGCGGGGCCAAAUCCAGGCCCGUGGUGAGCGACGACAGUGCUGAUGAGAACAACGGUCAGUCGGAGGUUAGUAGCGAAGUUGAGUGAAAGAUCGACGUCAUUCCAGACGCACGCCCUGCGUCGUGGUGGAGCGGCGUUUUGAGUGAGCGGCGUGGAUCGCAAAUGCGCGUCGCAGCUCGCGCGCACGGAGAAACCUUGACUCGUGUGCAUCUAAAGUCCACACGCACGCACCGUUGCAACACAGCGUUUACGUGUUACCCAACGGGCCCGUUUUUAUCACCGCCGGUGUGUUCUUCUUCCAAACCGAUGUUCGGAUCUGAAGCGGUCUCUUGGAAUGACUGACGGUAGUACUUGUAGGAUUUCAGUCCUAGAUCUUCAUGUUUGCAUGAACAUUUUCUUCAGGGGCCAAAUGCCGAGGGCCACCCUCUCUGUGUUGUCGAUGCCGCGUGCAGACGCUGGCUGCUGAACGAGUGUUAGCGUUCGCACGCCCCGGUUGCAGGUUCAGUUGGUCACGUUUCCUGCAGCGCUCGUCAAAUACAAUUUCGUGUGGUGUAUUGAUAAUCGUAUCGGUGUUUCAUUCUCGCGUCACGCAGACUCUAGCAUGUAUGUAGCAGGCAGCUUUUUAUAUUGCAAAUCCGGUCCAAGUUAAAACACUAAGGAGGUGGGGGGGCAGGGGGGGUGCUUUUGAGGUGCAAUGGAUGAUUCGUUUUCCGGAGUGGGCCCACAAGAUGGUGUGCGUGGCAUAUUGGUGCUCGGUGGCGGUGCUGAGUCGUGGGUAUUUGGUGUUGCCGCGUAAAGCCCAACCGGUUUUUUUCUCAGUAAAAAGCCGUAAAAUGCAAUUACGUGUAAGCACCAGUUGCAUUUUGUUUUGAGAAGCUUCCAGUGCGUGAGAUUAAUGAACUUGUGAAACGACAAAAUAAACACCUAACAUUACA